GCUAACAUAAUUUAUUUUCUUCUAAAUUAUAAUCCUCCAUGAGAAGCUAUCACAGUGCUCAAUCCAAACCCGCGACAGUAAGAACUGAGAAGGCGUCGGUACCAGAGGCGUCAGAAAAAUCACCUUCAUCAGCUCCAACAAUAUCUUUGGUAACUAGUUUGGAGCAAAAUCUAUAAGGUUGACAACUUCUCUGUAAUUUAGAAGAUCACACAACCUGAUAUCUCUUGUUUAAUAUUUUAGAAGGAUCAAUAAGUAUAUAUCUACAUACUCCAUGGACAACUUUCAAGGGAUUCCUCCCCCGCCUGGUAUGGAGUCCUCACCAAACUUUGCUUCCCCAACUUCAACUGUACAUUCUUCGCAGCACUUUGGCAAUAUUCCAAGGCCUCAUGAUCAAUUCAUUCAACAUCAUGCGACCCAUCCAUUCCCUGUACCUCCACAUGCAACUCAUCCUCCACAUGGCCAAGCUUUUUUCCCACAUGUUGGUCCGCCACCCCAAUUUAGUGUUUCUCCAUAUACUCAAUUUCCUGCCCAAGUGCCUAAUAAUUAUCAGUACAGUAAUGGGUUUGCCCAUCCAGUGCCAACCUAUCAACCUCCGCAACAAUUGGUCCCAGGUAUUAGUAACUUUAGUGGGGCUCCAUACAGCAUGAAUCAAUCUCCUCAUUCAGGAACAGGAACUGGUGGUGUUGGUGCUCGCGAACCAUUGCUCGUGAAAGAUUUAGGCAUUUCAGAAAAUGUCACGCAGACAAAUGAGCAUGAGAAGGUCCAUGAGGAUAAAAUUAAUGGUGCUCAAUCUGGAACAGUGUUGUCUGAACCAUCUAAAUCACAAGUUGAAGCUGUGCAGGGAACUCCUUUAGUGGACUGUGGGCAGAACUCUGUAGAUGACCAAGCUUCUUUGCACUAUCGUGCACGGCCAGAUGAUGAGAUUGAGACUGCUGUUCAGGCUGCUGUCUUACAUGAGCAAGAAGUUGCUACCCAGAAGAUUAUACAGAGCCAAAGACAAGCCAGAGGAACUAGCACGCUUCCCGAAGAUAGUAAAGACUUCUUAUCAGAACAGUGUGAUCCAAAUGCUAUAAAGGGACAUUUACUAAAAUUUACAGCAGAACACAGAGCAGAAAUGGCUGUAAAGCGAGGGAAGCCCCCUGAUACUGGAAAAGAUAACUUGGAAAUAGGUAAUGGCUAUGGUGUGCCAGGUGGAGGUGCUUAUUCCAAUACCACAGUGCCAAAAACAUCAGGUUUUGGUGGUGUUGAAGUGAGCCAAAAGAAAGCUGACUUGGCUGGAGAAUCAAAUCACAAGCAUGGGGGAAAGGAGUUGCCAGAGUUUCUCAAGAAGAGGUUGAGAGCAAGAGGAGUUUUGAAAGAUGAUGCUGCUAAAGAUGAUUGUGUUGCAAAUUAUUCUAAGCUAGAGGUUCAACCAAUCCAAUCAUCAGGGAAUCUCAACUUGGCUCCCGAAUGGGUUGAAGCUAAGGACCCUGAAAGUGGUGUUUCAUAUUAUUACAAUCAAAGCACCGGAAAGAGUCAGUGGGAAAAACCAGUGGAAACAAAUCUGAGUUCUCAAAGCCCUUCGACUUUAAGCAUAACCGAAGAUUGGGAGGAAGCACUUGAUGAAACAUCUGGUCAAAAGUACUACUAUAAUAAGAAAACCCAAGUAUCACAAUGGGAACCUCCUCAAGUGAUGCAGCCAGCUUCUAAAGUGCUUGUGCCAGAUGGUACUUCCAGAAAUGUUCAUGAUGGUAUUUGGUUGGAUCAGUCUUCCAUGCCGGAGAGAUGCUUGGGUUGUGGUGGUUGGGGUGUAGGACUUGUACAGGCUUGGGGAUACUGUAACCACUGCACAAGGAUUAAACUUCCUCAAAGCCAACACUUAGGGCAAGGUGGAAACAGGCUGCAGAAUAAGAGUGACAUGAACGGCAGACAAGAUCCAGACAAACAAUCUUUUAAUCAAAGGUCCAGUUCACGACCUCCAAUUAGUAGAGGAGGUGGAAGACACCAUAAAAAGCGGACUUAUAGUGAGGAUGAUGAGUUGGACCCUAUGGACCCAAGCUCUUAUUCUGAUGCUCCCCGUGGUGGCUGGGUUGUAGGUCUUAAGGGAGUACAGCCACGAGCAGCAGAUACUACAGCAACGGGGCCUCUUUUCCAGCAGCGGCCAUACCCUUCUCCGGGAGCUGUGUUGCGAAAGAACGCAGAAGUUGCUACACUUAAGAAGAAACCUGGGUCUAAUUAUACACCAAUCUCUAAGCGAGGCGAUGGAAGUGAUGGACUGGGUGAUGCUGACUAAAUUGUCAAAAGUGAUUUUAGCACCACAUUGGGUCUUACAACGCUCUUCUCCUGAAGGGUUGUGUCCAGAAAAUUUGGGGCUUUAGGCUAGUCAUUGUGUUUGUAAUAUUUUGUUUCUAAAAGGUGGACCCAUAAGGAUAGCAAACAUCUAUGUUUACUACUGAUGACCAAAGACUAAUCAAGUAAUCAACAUAAGAAAAACGUCCUUUCCAAGGAAAUUGUUCCUAUAUUUGACCAUUUUGAACGUGCGGCAUUCAAUCUCAAUGUUUGUUUUAUUUGCCUUUUGAAAAUUCAACUUAUGAAAGAUAUUUGAUCUCACAAAUUAUUAAAAUAGACGAUUUAAUUAUAUUA
Beta vulgaris subsp. vulgaris (sugar beet) is the source of this 2622-nucleotide messenger RNA. RefSeq lists its product as hypothetical. Gene Ontology annotation, biological process: alternative mRNA splicing, via spliceosome. NCBI's taxonomy places the organism in Eukaryota, Viridiplantae, Streptophyta, Magnoliopsida, Caryophyllales, Amaranthaceae. Gene Ontology annotation, cellular component: cytoplasm; nuclear body. Gene Ontology annotation, molecular function: ribonucleoprotein complex binding; protein binding. Bases 272 to 2272 code for a protein of 666 amino acids. The transcript is spliced from 14 exons. The record is from RefSeq and is a predicted model, not a curated record.